AUGCUGUGGCAAUAUUUUUUUUUCUUUAUCUUGGCUUUUUUCGUGGGCUGCGUAUGUGCUAAUGAACAGUGCAAGAUGGAGAUCAACAUUCAAGGCAUGAAACUUGAAAAGUUCGUGUUUAAAAGGGUUUCAGCAUUAGCUCCUCACAUCUGUGAUAUUCGGUGUGGACAAGAAAUUACCUGCCAAAGCUAUAACUACAACAGAAAGGAAAAGAUCUGCGAAUUGAACAACCGCACCAAAGAGGCGAGGCCUGAAAGUUUUCGCUCGGCCCCUGGUUGGUUUCAUAUCCGGCGUUUAAACGGAAGGGGUAUGUUUUAAGUUCAAGAAUGUUGACUAAGAAAGAUUUACUCAUAAAGUAUAUUUUAUAGCGCAGUAUGUAGUUGCUGAUGCAGUGAGAAGGCCCUACUCGUUCGCACGUUAUGACAAAGAGCAAAGUGUUUUCGGGUCCGGCACGACCCAAUUCAGACAAGGAGCGUUUUAUCCUAAGACUGUCGAUCUUCUUCUGGCUGAAAAUUUUAACCAUAUUGCAUCACACCGGACCGUAAGCCAGCUCAUGCAAGUUUUUCCAGCUCUGUUCUCAUGAUCGCGUGCGGCCCUCACGAGGAAAGUUUUUGGAAGACUAUCACGUAUGGGUUCGAAUUCUAACUUCAAGAUGUUGUUUUUAUUUUUAAAUCGUGUUUUGCUUUAAAGUUUCUGUGUUUUCACGGUGUCGCCGUUAGCAACCCUGACAGGUGCUUCUUUAGGACAUUUACAGCUUUUUUUUAACAAAUUUCAUUUUCAAGAAAAAUGUUGAGUUAGGUUUUUCCGAUAAACUUAUCUUACUGCUUCUGCGUUUUAACACAUUUGAAAAAAAUGUUAGUUCUGAUGCUUAUCUAAGAGAAAUGAAAGUGGGAAAAAAAAGGUUGAAUUUGUGAAAGCGUCAAUUUAUUCAUAAAUGAUAUUUACCUUUGAUGUUUUCAUAUUUAAUAGUAUUUUUAACAUGCUUUAAUAACCGUUUUACCCUUCGCUUUCAGAGGAAGGUAAGAAAAAUUCGAAUGAAAUAUUCCACCGCAUUUCAGUGAGUUAGAUACAUUUAUGCACAUAGAGGAAGAUGUUUUUCGUCUUGUCACGAGCGUGGGACAAAGAGAAAAUUACCUACUAUCUCUCUUAUUCUAUUUAGAAAAACAGGACGCUGUCGACAUUCUAGCAGUAUGCUGGACGUGCGUUAUGUACGCCUCGCUCACCUUAGAGUCUCUGAGGCUCAGUAGUACAUCGGAGCGCGGAAACCGAAGGUCUGAGUUUCGAUUCCUCAUGGGAACUCAGAAAUUUUUAUUUGUCCCACGCUCGUGACAAUAUGAAAAACAUCUUUCUCUAUUUCUACCGAGCUCAAAACUUACCAUCUCUCUCAUAAUGUAAACAAUUUAGUCCCAUCCGGACCUUUUCCGAGAAAAAAUUUUUGCAAAUUAUCUAAGUAGCUAUCCCACGAAUUAAUUUUGCAAUCUAUUAUGUAUUGCAGCACCACUGGGUUCCAUUCUGGAAUUACCAGCAAUGUCUUGCCAAGAAAUAAAGGCAAGUGAGGGAAAAGAUUCCACUAGCAACAAGUACUGGCUGAAUCCAACUGGUAAUGGAAAGACAGAGUUGAUGUUUUGCGAUAUGAACUUGGGGACUGGAGGUUAGCCUAUUUCAUUUUAUCUCAACCUAUACCUGUCAAAGAUUUUUUUUUUUUAGUUUUUAGUUUUUUUCUGUUAAUUUCUAUUUCAUCUAUUCUUUCAUUAUUUACCAUUUAUCUCCUAGACAUCGAUGAAUGUAAGAGUGAUAUCUUGCGCUGUGACGUGAAUGCAAACUGUUCAAACACUUAUGGCUCGUAUAAAUGCACAUGUAAGGAGGGAUACAAUGGAACUGGACAUGUAUGUACAGGUAUGAUGAACUUACUUCGUUUUAACCUCUGCUUACGGUUAGGAACUGGCAUUUUGUCAGUCGAAUCCGAAACUUUUCUUGGUUGCUUCCCCAUUUUGUAUUUCCUGAAAGCUUUUCUUCCAAAGAUUGAGCUGAGUAUCUAUCGUGGUCAGAGAUACCAAAUUCGUCAUUAUUUCAUUUCAUUUGUCCUCGUCGCUUUCUCUGCUCUUCGGACAAUGUCAACCUUGUCUCUCUUUUAACUUCCCACCGUCUAUUUAUGGUCUGUUGUGACCUUUCAUCUUAGCCGUUAAGCCCGCCGAUCAAAAAUUUAUUUGUGGUUGGUAAGAAUAUCUGUCGAGCAUCGGCUGCGGGGCUCUUUCCAAUACUACUCUCACACAAACCUUUGCUCACCUAAUUGGAUAAGACACUUCUCUUGGGACUUGAGUCUUGUGAUGUCCGAGGGAGUUCUAUUAUCCACAAGAGUGGAUAUCAUCAACGAACGGGGUCUAAUGCUGAAGCAGGAAAGGCAGCCACCUUUGUGACGCGAAUACCAACACCAGUUGCUGUUGCAAUUGUUUUGUCUCGGCCUUAAAAAACGCUGAAAACAAAACUUAACCAAUGUCUAUCCAUCUUAACCGAACAAGCGUGGUCAAUAAAGGAUCUAUCACAUAGAAAAAAUAUUUCGUUUUGUUAAAAAUCAAGAAAUACUUGUUUAUUUCAAGAGAUGGGAAAGAGAGCCAACUGUUUUUGAAGCCCAAUAAACCCACGACUUUUUUUUAUUUUGACCGUCUUCUACUGCUUUUUUGCGACUCCGUCGCUGACACUGUCCAUAACUUACGAACUCUUCUGUAAGUUCGCUCCGAGCAAUUUUCUUUCUUGCGCAGACUUAAACCGUGCAAUCCCAAGCGGGCAUGAUGGACCCAUUUUAUCCGCUCAGGUAGCCAAUCAGAAGACAGGAUUCGCUUCAAAAUGCGCAAGGGCACUGGCAGCGAUAUAAUAACAACUAAUACUGAUAGAGUCGUCCAUAUUUCUCGUCAGAAUUAAAUUAAAAUGUAGUCUAAGUAUUGCCAGAAGUAAAUUAUCCUUUAUCAACCUUUUAAAUUACUUUCCUUAGCUUACGUUAUCUUUUUUCUUUAGAUAUUGACGAGUGCGCAAAUUCCAGCAUCAUUUGUGGUGUGAAUGCGACCUGUGUAAACACUAAUGGCUCGUAUGAAUGCACAUGCAAGGAGGGAUACAACGGAACUGGACAUGUAUGCAUAGGUAUGAUGAACUUACUUUGCAUCACAUAGAAUGUAUCUUCUUUGCACCAUCGUCAGCGAAGUACGUCUGCCGCAUUCUUCCAGCUGAUUCGUUCUUUACCUCAGCUUAGGAUUAGGAAUUCGCAUUUUAUCAGUCGGACCCGACUUUUGGUUGCUUCCCCAUUUUGGAUUUCCUGAAAGCUUUUCUUCCAAAGAUUAAGUUGGGUAUCCUUCCUGCUCAGAGUUACCACAUUCUUCUAUAUUUCAUUUCAUUUGUCUUCGUUGCAUCCUCUGUUCUUUGGAGAAUGUCAACUUGUUCUCUCUUUACUGUCUAUGUUAUGCAGGAACGCAAAGUGGUCAUUCCUUAGUUUCCUAUAUUUUGACCUUUCAUCUUGGCGGUUAAGCUGCACUACCUCUGACCAAAAAUUUAUAUUUCCGUUUUCUUUUCAAUGUAUGUGGUUGGUAAGGUAUCUGUUGAGCAUUGGCUGCUAGGCUCUUACCAAUACUACUCUCACCCAAAGACCUUUACUCGCCUAAAUGGACAAGACACUCUUCUUAAGACUUUAGACUUGUAAUGUCCGAGGGAGUGGAUAUCAUUAAUGAACGGGGUCUGAUGCUCAGACUUAACUGUGUUUUUAAAUCUUCUCUCAGAUAUCGCUAAAAGCAGGAAAAGCAGCCACCUUUGUGGCGCGAAUACCAACUGCAUCAACACCAGCAGCUCUCAUACUUGUUUCGACUCGGUCCAUAAAAACGCCAAAAAAAAGACCUCGGCUAAUACCCGGCCAUCUUGACCGAACAAGCUUGGCCAAUAAAGCAUUUAUCACAUGGCAAAAAGAUUUUGCUUCAAUGAGAAUCAAAAAAUACUUGUUAAUUUGAAGAGACGGGAUAGAGAGCCAACUGUUUUUGCAGCCCAAUAAACCCACGAGAGUUUUCUUUACUUUGACUGCCUUCUACCGCUUUUUGCGACUCCGUUGCUGACACUUUCCAUAACUUACGAACUCUCUUGUAAGUUCGCCCCAAGCAAUUUUCUCUCUUGCGGGGGAUUAAACCGUGCAAUCCCGAGCGGGCGUGAUGGCCCAUUUUACCCGCUCAGGUAGCCAAUCAGAAGACAGGAUUCGCUUAAAAAUGGCCACAGGUUCUGGCAGCGAUAUGAUAACAACUAACAUUCAUAGAGCCGUCCAUAUUUCUCGUCAGAAUUAAAUUAACUUGUAGUCUAAGUCAUUACCAAUAGUAAUUUAUCCUUUAUCCAUCUUUUAAAUUGUUUCCCUUAGCUCACGUAUUAACUUAAUAAACCUUUUUCUUUAGAUAUUGACGAGUGCACAAAUUCCAGCAUCAUUUGUGGUGUGAAUGCGACCUGUGUAAACACAAAUGGUUCUUAUGGUUGUAGUUGCAAGGAAGGAUCAGCUGGAGAUGGUGGUGUGUGUUCAGGUAAAUUAAGUUUUUUUAGGAUGGAAUGGGAAUAUGCUAAGAGAUUGUAUGCUCACUGAAAGAUAUUACAUCUAGUAACUGUCCAAGUAGGAUAAUCGUCAAGUUGGAAGAACAAUCAAAAUAAAAACAGAAAGAACCUUUCCUAGCAACCAGAAGAUUUCUAUCUGCCUUAAAGGGCAACACUAAUACUGUGUUGAUGCCCAAACCAGAAGGUACUUGUGGAGAACAAAAAAAAAAAAGGCAGAAGGAAACCAUGAUCUAGCGUCUCUCGAGGCAAAUUGACUUUUUGGGGAUAUUACCCUGCAAUUGAAACCUCUUUCUCUAAACCAAAACCUUAUUUCAACAUUCCAUUCUCUUUUGUUAUAUAAAUACUAAACAGGUGACGAAUGUCGAUCCAUUGAUUUCAAAGAACCAAUACAAGACAAAGUCUUGGAGGGGUACUUAAUCAGGCUUGUAGAGGUACCCCACCAAGUGGACUGUAAAGUGCUUUUUGCUAUACGGAGCCCAAUUGUGUUUCCAUAAAUUUGGGGCCUUCGCAAGGAGGGAAAUACAUUUGUGAGUUAAACAAUGCUUCGGACGAAAGUCCAGGCUCAUCUGUCCUUCAGAGUAAACAGAUUAUUCCCAUUUCAGCAUCGAGGUAAAGUGACUUAUUUCAGACGGCAAACAAUUAUUGUGCGUGAUAAUUUUGUCGGAUUACUUUUAAACUAGCCUUCCAGUCCUUGUACUGAAUUAGGGUGAUUCCUCAGUAUUGCACCGCGCAUCACGAGAAACUUUUUGACCCUAUUUCGUGUGAGAUUGAGUGAUCUUUCCAUAGAUUAGAUAUUACGUUGUUCCAUACGUCUUAUAUAUCGACUCUCUACCUAUCACUCAAGUGUUUCUUUUUAAACGUUCGUUUAAAAACUACCGUAAAAUGUACCGAGAACCGAUGAAAGAAAGCACGUGAUUAGUGCCAAUACAGAAAUGAAUAGGGUGACAUUGGCCCAUCAUAUCUCCUUCGUGACCAAUCUCUUGUAUGGUGGUGCCAAUACAGGAAUGAAUGGGAUACCGUUGGCCCAUCAUAUCCUUUUGGAGACCUAUCUUUUGUAUGAUAGUACCAAUACGGGAAUGAAUGGGGCAACAUUGGCCCAUCAUAUCUCUUUCGUGGCCUAUCUUUUGUACGGUAGUUCUCGAAACAGAGAUUGGCAAUGAACACUCAAGGAAAUUAGGAAUCACCUCAACAAGGUAAAAUACCAAAGCUAAGGUACACCAGUGGUGUUAUCGGUACAAUGUUAAAAAGAGAAAAAUCAAUGAACCCGUGGCUAGAAAGAGUAGGAGCUAUCCUAAAAAAAUCAACCACUAGUCGACCAACAAAUUAUCCAGUAACUCGAUUAAUCGAUUUUCUGGUUUAAUUACUGACAAAGUGUAACUGAUUCUCGUCUUCAAUUGAUCAAAAAGCCUGAAGAAAUCAUCGCUUCAGCAAGACAGUGUUCCUUUGAGAAUAAGUAAGAACCAACCAUGGAUAUAAAUAAUAAUAAGUAAUUUUUUCUUGAUCAGAAUCCAUGCAGCAGUAAUCCCUGUUUCAACAAUGGCACUUGUCAAGCUGGAUACACUGAUAAAGGAUUUCGUUGUAAAUGUCCUUCAGGGCUCACUGGCGCAUACUGCGAUAAAGGUAAUUCAAUACAAAACUGUAAAGAGGACCGAUGUAACCAUAGGAUAUUCUGGGGGAUGACAAUUUCAGUUUUUUUUUCUCUUCCUUUUUUUGUUUUUAAUGUAGCCUGCAGCUUCGACUUUGAAGAUGGAAUCGGCGGAUGGGAAAUGA
This is a messenger RNA of Pocillopora meandrina, 6339 nucleotides long. The record is from the annotation of a GenBank genome assembly. NCBI's taxonomy places the organism in Eukaryota, Metazoa, Cnidaria, Anthozoa, Scleractinia, Pocilloporidae.